Molecule: messenger RNA, 3220 nt
Organism: Lytechinus variegatus (green sea urchin)
Lineage: Eukaryota; Metazoa; Echinodermata; Echinoidea; Temnopleuroida; Toxopneustidae
Product: achaete-scute homolog 1-like
Exons: 2
Coding region: 483-1037 (184 amino acids)
Biological process (GO): neuron differentiation; positive regulation of transcription by RNA polymerase II; sensory organ development
Cellular component (GO): RNA polymerase II transcription regulator complex
Molecular function (GO): protein dimerization activity; RNA polymerase II transcription regulatory region sequence-specific DNA binding; DNA-binding transcription factor activity, RNA polymerase II-specific
Source: RefSeq, a predicted model, not a curated record
GUGCAGGUUAGGCCAUUGAAGGUGUCUCAAUAGUUCACCUUGUGGAGUCUAUUGUUUAAGUUAGGCUUUUAUCCUUCGUGUGCCGAGGUACUACUAGACGCGUGCCACCAGAGCUGAUCGACCACAUUCGCGUGACAUAGUCGCAGGGACAACAUCAAACUUUUAAAGGCUGUUGACUUGUUCUUCCAUAUUCUACAAACCAAACAACCUGUUGCUAGAAUUCUUCGCUCUACCUGUUGCUCGGUUCGCAGCUCUCGGCAUCCCUCGACACUUUUUUUCUGAUUAUCAACAAGUGUUUGCCACAAAUCGCCGAAAUCUAAUCUCUUACAGAAACUCAGUCGAUCUGCCUCUUCAAGAAUCUUGAAGAAUAUUCUGUUCCUAAGCAUCAUCUACGAUUUUGUAUUAUUUCAGGGAUGCUCAAUUCCUAUUCAUCUUGGCAAUAGAAACAUCAUUUCUGCAUCUCAUUAAAAAAAGGACACAAAAUGGAGAACAUUGUUCCAAUUUCCAUCCAUACAACUCAGCUUCUUCAAGCCGUCAGUGUGAACAACCAAACGACGGUGCGGACGACGUCGAUGGACGAUCUCCCCAAGCGUGUGCGACGACUUCGAGUAAACGAUUCACAAACACCCGAGCUUACUCGCUGUAAGAGGAGAAUCCACUUUAACCAUCUCGGCUACGAACUGAACCAACCAGCCCCUGCUGCCGUCGCCCGCCGUAACGAACGGGAACGAAAUCGCGUCAAACUUGUCAACCUCGGGUUUGCUAGCUUGCGCCAGCAGCUGCCAAACGGCGCCAACAACAAGAAAAUGAGCAAAGUGGAAACACUGAGAUCAGCGGUUUCGUACAUCAGGCAACUCCAACAGAUGCUCGACGAGGAAGCAGCCGUCAACGCAGUCUUCAACGGUCAGAGUUUGCCGCCGACCACAGCCAGCCUAAGCUCGGCUUCGUCACCCGCUAGUUCACCCGGUGGGUCGAGCCCCUGUGAGCCCCUUUCCCCCGAAGACGAAGACCUGCUCAACUUCCACGAAUGGUUCUAGAGUUAAGCCUACCCAGCUACCACCCAACCCAGCUUUUGUUUAAACUAAAGGUAUGGGCGUGGCUUGUUGAUGUCUCGACCAAUCGGAAUCAGGCGCGUGGCUACCUGGAUGCAUUAACCUUGAAGUUGACCAAUAGGGGCUUCUUUUGACCCUUGGCGGGAGCCAUCCAUCGUUCAACUGGAACGCGUCAUGGGCGGGGCUUGCCAAUGCGGCAGAAUCCCGUCCGUUCGAAACAAAGCAAGGCAAGAAUUUCGCUGCUCCCCUGGAUUCUCUAAUGCCAUCUAGACUUCCGAAGCAACGUUCCACAAGCGUGAGCAAGCAAAUGCUCUUAAGCCCGAUCUGAGGACACACUUUAUUUCAAUCAAAGUAUAAUUCACUCUUUCUAAGCAACAAUUGUUUGUAAAAUUAUGUUAUAUAACAAAAUAAUAGUUUGCAUUAUAACUGUCUGAUGUUGAUGAAUCUUUAUAUCAAGAAAUAAUUAUGUAGAUCUAUCAUUUCAUUUCACUCUUCAUACAACAGUAUACCUGUAUAUGAAUAACAGUUAGGAAAGUUGUAUUCCUCGUUUGAACGUGGAAUAUACCAAAGAACAGUUUCUUUGAAUCCAAUACUAAUUGAAGUUUAUUUUCAACACUUAAACGUGACUGCAAAUCCUGAAGAACUGUAUGCAAACUAUGCAAUGGAAACAUUUCAGUUAAAAUUGCCUGCUUCAUUUUCUGCCAUUUGCUGCCAUUCGAAAAAAAAAGAAAGAAAGAUACUUCAAAUUGAUUCACGCUAAAUUUCACAAUCUGCCUUCGGAUCAUAUGCUCUUCCCUUUAUCCCAGUGAUCCUUAUCUCUUACAAAAGCAAAUUAUUGUCAAGAUUUAUUAUUGAAACACAUAAUAUAUAUAUUGUCUAAAAUUCUAUCGACAUCUAGUGUAAUUAUAACUUAUUUAGUCUAUGGAGGAUUAAUGAAACAUGUAUGUACUAUAUCGUUAUAUAGCAAGAUUAUUAUCAGAGGGGAGUCGUCUUCUAUACUUCCAAGAUAUUUUUUCUCAACGUGUAUAUAGUGUAUUUUUUAAACUUAAAUACUGAUAUACAAAAUAGAUAUUGCUUUCAUUCUGAAAUGUUUAUACUAUAGGGAUUUUCUAGCUGCAUCGGUUUUCUGGACCAGAGCAGUGUUUUUCCCCAUUCUUCCACAGUAAUGUUGAAGAGAAAACACCAGUGUUGCUUAUUAAAAAUAUCGCUUUAUUUCUAUUUUAUUACCGGUCUUUUUUUCUAAAAAGACGUGUCUUUAAUACAAGCUUCGUAACAUUCCAUUUUAUAAGAAACUGUGUGCUAUAGCAUAGUGUUCAUUCGACGCUAAACUUUAGACACUAAAAAUCUGUCGCAUACCAUAAUUGCUGUACCUCGCAUGUUUCUUCGUAGCAUAGUUCCUCGUAGAUAGUAGAAACGGUCUGAAAUGUAUUCAAACGAGAGAUUCCUUCCUAUUUUUGUAUUUUUAAAAACAUAUUAUAGUCAAUGCCAUGGUAUGACAAGGGGAUAAUCACGAAAUGUCCACUGAGCUCCGCAAAAGAGAAGAGGUGCGGGCAUUGUAAAAUGGAAAUGUACAUCAAGAGGCUUGAUUGACAUGUACAUGUGGAUAUUUAUUUGAAUUAAUCAGAAUUUUUAUGUUACUUUGUAACUAAAGUUAUCAAACUGUUCUGGUAAUAUGUCAUGUUGAAAUUCACAAUGGAAUUCACAAUUCCAAAUUCAUUUGAUAUGAAAAUUGAAAUAGACUGUGUUUUAAACGAUUCCCUCAAAAUUUUCUUCAGUAGGUUAGAAUGUGUGUGAAAUCUGAAUUCUUCCUUUCUCAUUAAUUAUUCACAACUACUAUUCUGGAUUGAAGAAUAUGCAACAUACUGCCUUCAAAUCAAUUUCGUAAUAAGUUAAGUGCCUUGGGAGAAAAAACAACAACAAAGUGAUUUUUACAGUGAUUACACCAUUUGUAAUCUGCAACGGGAUUCCAUGCUUGGCUAAUUUGUAACGUAUAUUUUUGUAUGAAUUUUCUACGCAUAGCGAUCUUUUUUACAAGCUUUUUAUUGCAAAAUAUUCUGUGUUCAUGUCGAUCUAUAAUGUAUGUCUGUAAAUUUGUUUGUACAAAAGAAAAUAUAGAACUAUUUUUGCCGUUGAAGACGGAGAAUGCCAAUUAAAUAUGCAGAUAAAAC